Messenger RNA from Xylaria bambusicola, 1004 nucleotides. RefSeq lists its product as uncharacterized. The record is from RefSeq and is a predicted model, not a curated record. Bases 261 to 857 code for a protein of 198 amino acids. NCBI's taxonomy places the organism in Eukaryota, Fungi, Ascomycota, Sordariomycetes, Xylariales, Xylariaceae. The transcript has 2 exons.
CUACCUCUUUCAUUGCAUUUAACGAACAAGAGGAAGCAUUGUCAAUCAAUUUCGUUUCUUCCUUCGUACAUGCCUCAUGCCUCUUGCCUACGACCACAUGCACAAGGCGGUAACAACAUAAGCGUGCCACACGGGCUUGACUUGGUGGGCUGUCAAUUUACACACAGAACACCCUCACGACACUAGAACACAUCCCUCCUUCGGGUAUUACUUACUCAGUAUGCCCAGUAUGCCCAGUAUGUGUGCGUGGUUAUCUGGAAAUGGAAAUGGAGCCAAGGCAUGUUCCCCGACAGCACAUCGAUUGGAUGAAUUAUAACGUAGUAACCGAGUGUUCCUUUGCUCUUCCUUGGUUGUAUACAGCAAGCACCACACAGAGACCGCACAGAGACCACACACAGAGAGUAAUGGAAGUCUACACCUGGCAGACCUGGCUACGGCACAAAGGGGUGCAUGCAUUUCCCUCGAGGUUUGCAUUGCCAUUAGUCUACUACCUACCUUAUAUCAUAUGCGACGGACUGGCAGUAACACGGGGCACCGCCACUUUUAUUAUACAUGAUAAUCUCCCGAAGAAGAAGUAUACAUCACUCUGUACCUACUUACCUCCGCUUCAUUACCUGCGAGACGUAACUUGUAAAACCAGUAUUUCCAUACUACGCAGAGCUGGCCGAUGGUACAACACGAGCCACCUCACGCUUUUUUUUGCUUCUUCCUCUCUGCUCUUUUCUUUUCUUCGCCUGCCCUGUGCUUGGUUACCCGUGGAGAUAUCCAAGCUUUUUGGCACCACAAUGCCAGGAUUCGUCAUGUAUUUCGUCAUGUGUCUUUCAGUCAUACAUAUUACGUAUCUGAUGGACCGGUAAUAGCUCCUGCGUACGUGUGUAUACCGAUACAACAUCCCUUUCAGGAUACUCGAUCAAGAUUUCCUCCACAAUUCGAGGUCAAAGUCCUCAGGUUCUUCGAUGGAUAAGCCCACUUAUGUAUGCAGCGGAUAGAUCCCUCCCAUGUUC